Messenger RNA from Carassius gibelio (silver crucian carp), 3258 nucleotides. RefSeq names its product P2X purinoceptor 1. Lineage: Eukaryota; Metazoa; Chordata; Actinopteri; Cypriniformes; Cyprinidae. The record is from RefSeq and is a predicted model, not a curated record. Gene Ontology annotation, cellular component: nuclear inner membrane; plasma membrane. The transcript has 13 exons. Bases 886 to 1923 code for a protein of 345 amino acids. Gene Ontology annotation, molecular function: extracellularly ATP-gated monoatomic cation channel activity; ATP binding; purinergic nucleotide receptor activity. Gene Ontology annotation, biological process: response to ATP; monoatomic cation transmembrane transport.
AGGGGGGCAGCAGUCUUUGAGCCCGCUCCAAAACAAACACAAGCGGAUGGCUGACUCUCACACGACUGCGGCUAUUUCGUUUCCAUCUGCAGCCGUCUGCUGUGGGAAAGCUAUAAUUAUUCAGCGUGUGGAGUCACUAACUUUACCCUUGCACUCUCAUGUCUGCUUUACACACACAGAUCUAAGAACAUAGAGAGAUACUGUCAACAUACUAGUACAUUACAUGCACAUGCAUGUAUAGACAGCCGACAAGACAUUAACAAGUGUUUGAGUUAUUACUGUGGCACAUAAAACAAACAGCCAACAUGAAUAGAUGCUGUGAUAGACAAGACAGACAGUCAGACAGACAUACAGAGAAACAGAUAGAUAUAUAGACAGAUAGAUAGAGCCUUCAAAUAUUUAUAAUGGCCUGUUGGUUAUGUUAUAUGUAAUGCUGUGAAUUAAACAGUGUCACAUUUCUAAUGUGUGGUGGUUUGCCAUGACAAUAUUAGGUUUCUGUGGCUUAACCGUAUUCCUACAGUCUAAUACUAACAACAGGUGCACAAAACAACACAGUCAAUGACAAGAUGCUACGACACUAUGACACACCCACAAACAUGCUCACACAGGAUACACGCAGAGGAAUGUAUUCGGGGAAGGUUGCUCAGAGACAAAGUAUCAUAAAGAGGCUCGUAGGCAAACAGCUGACAGGUGACAUCCUGUUAUGAUGAUAUAAUAAAUGUGACAUGAUUGCAGCAGUUUGGCAGGAAUCUGACAAAGUUGAGGGGACACGGACGAUCCAGCAGCCACUCUACUGCAGUGUAGAGAGCAACUGCUCCAUGCCUGCUGACUGCAUUCAUGCAGAGGUCAAAUUAAGGACAAACAUCAGACAUACGGUGGGUGUUCAUGUAUGAGAAAGGCUACCAGUCAGUAGAUACUGCCAUAGGCUCCGUCUUCACCAAAAUGAAGGGAGUGGCAUUUACAAAUAUCAGCAAAAAGGAGCGGAUAUGGGAUGUAGCUGAUUAUGUUUUUCCUGAACAGGGUGACUCGUCUUUUGUUGUGAUGACGAACUACAUUGCCACUGUGGGACAGAAACAGGACAAAUGUCCUGAGCUGCCAGAUGGGAAGAACACAUGCAAUUCUGACGCAGAAUGUGAUGAAGGCAAAUACAAACGUAUGGGAAAUGGACACAUGACGGGCAAGUGUAUAAACAAUACUUGUGAGAUCUACUCCUGGUGUCCAGUCGAAGACGACCGUAAAAUACCAGACCCUCCAAUCCUGCUGACAGCAGAAAACUACACACUGUUCAUCAAAAACUCUAUUACCUUUCCCCAGUUCAACGUAGUAAGAAGUAACUUGGUGGAGAGUGUGAAUCAGAGUUACAUCAACAAGUGUUUGUAUCAUCCCAAGACUGAUCCACUGUGUCCCAUCUUCAGACUGGGAGACAUUGUUGAGCGUUCUGGGUUCAGUUUCUCAGAGAUCGCUCGCGUGGGUGGUGCUAUAGGAGUCCUCAUCGACUGGGACUGCAAUCUGGACCUGAAUAUAAGACAAUGCAAACCAAACUAUGAAUUCUAUGGUCUUUAUGGAACGGGGAAAAAUGGGGACAAAGAAGAGAAACCAUCAUUGGGAUACAAUUUUAGAUAUGCUAAAUAUUAUGUGGAGAAUGGGGAGGAAAGGAGAACGCUAAUGAAGGUGUUUGGUGUACGCAUAGACAUCAUUGUCCAUGGACAGGCAGGAAAAUUUGAUAUCAUCCCUACGCUGACGGCCAUAGGCUCAGGAGUGGGAAUCUUUGGAGUGGCAACCGUUGUGUGCGAUAUGCUGCUCCUAUAUUUAGUUCCAAAGAGAGAUUUCUACAAAAACAUGAAAUUCAAGAAUACAGAAAUCUUGGAAGAGAAGCCAGCCUUGCCCCAGUCAAAGACAGAAAGAGAUCUAUCGAAGGAGUGAAGUCAGGAUGGCUGUCAUGAUGAUUGACUACUGCACUGGAGAGAGAGAGAGAGAGAGAGAGAGAGAGAGAGAGAGAGAGAGAGAGAGGGGAGAAAAACACUGGAGCUUCAACAAGACGACUGGGAGACUUGACACAGAACUGUCAGGCAUCACUUUUCCUUUCUAAAUAACACAUCCUUCCCAAACUACAAAGGAAAGACAUUAAUUCACUGUUACAAUUUAAGACAUAACUGAUAUCCACUGAAUGUGAUAAUAUAGAGAGGCUCAGGACUGUAAAGGUACACAAUUGUGUGAGGGUUUUGAGGUGUUUACAAGGUUCCCAAAGUUCUUGGCAUUUGCCAUGUCUGGAUAUGUCACCCAUAUUUAACUUUGGAUAAUGUAUCACCUUAAAAUUGAAAUUGUUAUUUACUAAUAUGCAUUUUGUAAAGGUAUUGUUGUUGUUGUUUUUGUAGCAAGUAAACUGUGAGCCUACAAUUUUUGUGAGAAAUAAAUUUUAGACGGUUAGUCCACCAUAGGGGGUUGAAGCUAACCAGCUCUGAAAGGCAGAAUGGUGAGGGAUUUAGGCUUCUUGUUUUAACUCAUUCACCAAACUCGAAGGUCUGUUAUUUUAUUAUUAUUACACAGCCUUCUGCACUACUUGAUUCUAAUGCAGCAUUCAGUGAUCAAAUAUUUCAGAAAUAGUGACAUAUUCCGACCACUUAGCCAGGAAACUCUUGUGUUCGGUCCCCAAAAUUAUUACUCAAAUCAAUAUUCCAUGCCCAUAUAUUUCAUUCUUGCGUGUCAUACAGUCUUUCUUUAUAACAAAUAACAAAAUAGUUUUCCAUAGAACAAAAUAGUUUGGUCACACUCUAGUUAGGGGUCCAAUUCUCACUAUUAACUUCGACUUUUCCCUCAAUAAACUUGCUGCUUAUUAUUAAUUAGUAAGGUAGUUGUUAAGCUUAGGCAUUGGGUGAAUUAAGGGAUCUAAAAUAUGGUUAUGCAGAAUAAGGCAUUUAUAUGUGCUUUACAAUUAAUAAUAAGCAACCAAUAUGCUAGUAACAUGCACACUAAUAAGCAAGAAGUUGACAGUGAGAAUUUGUCUGUUUUGUAUUUGUUGGAAUUGACCUAAAUUUGAGUUUUUAAUUUACUUUUUUUUUUGUUUUAAUCUUGAACAAUUUUAAAAUCAGACAGCACCAUGAAGGAUUGUUUGGUUUUAUUGUGUACAAAAAUACUAUUUUCCUAUACUAUAGCUACUGUUACACAUUUUAUUAGUAGGUACAUUUCAAUGAUUUUUUUAUCACGUGCAAUUGAAAAUAAUAAUAAAAUCCUAUGUGACAAAACAAAGGAGGAACCCGA